This is a messenger RNA of Sipha flava (yellow sugarcane aphid), 2245 nucleotides long. Its product is annotated as restriction of telomere capping protein 5. NCBI's taxonomy places the organism in Eukaryota, Metazoa, Arthropoda, Insecta, Hemiptera, Aphididae. The record is from RefSeq and is a predicted model, not a curated record. Bases 792 to 2210 code for a protein of 472 amino acids. The transcript is spliced from 10 exons.
CGAAGCGUAGUCACCAAUACGGUUGUACGGCUGUCGUUGUACUUGAAGCGUUCUCAUUUGAUGUCAUAGCCGAAGCCAUCAGCAGAGGCCGUUGCUGCUCGCCUCCGCCGUCGUCGUCGCUCACUUGUUCUCGCCCGUCGUGCAGUGCCGUCGCGGACCGCGUUCUCUUUUUUUUUUUUCAUUAUUUUCCUUUCUUCAUUCGUUCUCCUGUCCGUGACAACUUCUAGUCGUGCGUCGUGUGUGUGCUCGUUUUUUUCGUUACCGAUGGCGCAUAUUAUCACGUUUGGCGGCGACGACGACGAUAAUUAACGUCCACUCGCGGUUCCGUUUAUUCCGUUUCGUUCGUGCUCUCGCAUUCGACACCACCAUCACCGCCAUCGCCGUUCUUUUCCACUGUGACACGGCAAGAAGACAAACAAAAUAAGCGCAAAAUCGCUCUGUACCACACGCGCACACACAAAAUAAUGUUCAGCCACAAAUACUCUUGAUUGUUUGGGCCCCCCCCCGGGUGCUUGGUUGCUACACGGACGGCCUCAAGUUGUUAUUACCAUAUCCUUUUCCUUUUCCCUCUUGAUUAAACAACAAUAGACAAUACCUUUUACGACACCUUCCUCUUCCUAUUAUUACUAUUAUUACUUCUACUACUACGUUUAUGUGGGUUCGCGUACAUCUACGUUAAUAAUAAACAAUAAUUUAAGAAUACCUAUAUACAUACGUGUUGUUUGUUCGUUUCAAAUCAAUCUCCGUAUAAUAAAAAAAAAAAAAAAAAAUAACAAAUAAAAAAGUUAAACAUGGGCAAUCAUAAUAGUUUCAAUCUUAAUCACAAAGAACAAUUGCAGUCGGCCAGGAUGAAUUCGUUCAACAAAGAUCCGACGCUUGGCAUGCUACCAAUGGAGAAACUUGGAAAGUUACUGGUUCAAAAAAGUUUAGAAGAAGAUUCAAUUAAUGGAAUUGGUUGUGGUGUGUUUAAGCGAUACUUAUUUCCACAAUAUCCUGAAAUGGCUCGAAAACUUUUUGCAUAUCUGGUAACUUCAUCUGGUGGUCCUGCUUCUUCCCAUGUUAUUAGUUAUUCAAAUUUUAAAACCCAAACAGAACGUUUGUUGAGUGUUUUGGCCGAUGACCGCCAAGUAUUGAUGUACGUAACGAUGUAUGCUGACGGAAAAGAAGAAAUUGAUCAAGAUCAAUUUCGAGAUCUUCUCUUAGCUGUCUAUAAACUUGCGAUGGAUCAUUAUCCUGAAAGUCCUCAGUCGUGUCGUUAUAUAUUUAAGACUAUUCAAGCUGUUGUUGACUCUGCAUUUCAUAAAAAAUUAACGUUAAAAGUGGGUUAUUUGACCAAUUGGAUACUACAACAUUGUCCUCGAUUAAUUGUCUUACUUCAUCGGUAUAUUGUUCACAUUUUAUCCACUGGUUACAGAUCUGUCAUUGAAAAGUGCCCAUAUUCCAAACCUAAUGAUCUCGAAUUGACAACACCAGUUCUGGAAAAAGAAAAUGAAUUCAAAACAGAAAAAAAUCCAUUAUUACCAUUGUCUCAAGUCUGGAUAUUAUCUACAACAUUACCAGCAUUAUAUACUCAACCAAUAUUGCAUUCCAAACCAACACCAAAUUGUUUUAACACCCAAAACUUCUUAUCAAAAUUUUUGGACUUUUCUUGUCCAUCACAUUGGACCCUAUUGUACAACAGCAAUCAACAUGGUAUCGGAAGUAAUAGAUUUUUACACCACGUUCUAAGUUAUCGGGGGCCUACAUUAACAUUCUUAAGAGGUGAUGAAGGUGUCUUAUUUUGUAUGGGUGCCACCACUGAAUGGCGUGAAUCGCACCAAUAUUGGGGUGGAGAUGAUACCAUUAUUUUGCAGUUAUUGCCCUAUUACAAAGUAAUUAACCGGGGUCCAAAAUCAAUGUACUUAAACACAUCAAUACGUGGAUAUGCAAAAGGCAUAAGAGCUGGUAGUGACCCCAGAAAUCCAUCUAUUCAAGUUGAUGACUCAUUUCAACAUGUAACGCACUGUGGUAUACCAUACAAGUUGGAAAGCAUAGAAGUAUGGGGUUGUGGUUCACCAAAAAAUAGAGAAAUACAGUUGGAUAUAAAAAAUUGGCAAAUCAAAGAGGCUGAGAAGAACCGUACAUUAAAAAUGACAUCUAAAGAAUGGUUAGAUCAUCCAGAUAGAUACUUAUUAGAGUUAGCUGGACGACAAACAUAUUCAACAUCAUAAACCAAUCAUAAUAAAAAAUAUUCAAUGUUCUUUCA